Molecule: messenger RNA, 3736 nt
Organism: Acanthaster planci (crown-of-thorns starfish)
Lineage: Eukaryota; Metazoa; Echinodermata; Asteroidea; Valvatida; Acanthasteridae
Product: long-chain fatty acid transport protein 2-like
Biological process (GO): long-chain fatty acid import into cell; long-chain fatty acid metabolic process
Cellular component (GO): endoplasmic reticulum membrane; plasma membrane
Molecular function (GO): long-chain fatty acid transmembrane transporter activity; long-chain fatty acid-CoA ligase activity
Source: RefSeq, a predicted model, not a curated record
CAUCUGUUAUCCAAAGAUACUGGCAUGUUAUCAUUAUUCUUGCUUACAAGGCCAACAGCAUCUGAACAUUUCUGAAACUGAGCUCCUUGGGGAAUAUUCAGUCCAAUAGUGCUAUUUCAGGUGCAAACGACUUAUAUCGUCUUUUCCUUCACAGGUAUUGAAAAACAUUCGGGGCCAAGAUAAAAUGCGACACUUUGAGAAUGUCUAGGCCGUUGGCACAUAUGGACCACCAUAACUUCUGUAAUGUGCUUUCACGCUUCCGUAGGAUGGUCAUUUUUUCCCGAAUACAAGUACGGCACGUCGGGAAGAGCAAAAGACUAGGGCAAGUUUAUUAUUCCCCGCCUACUGAGUACACAUGCUAUAACGGCUGAACAAUACACUACGUGCUUUGUCCACUAUUUGGAUGACAGAAGAACUGUUCAUGACUAUUACAACUCAGUGAACACUUACAUCCUGUACUGCUGAGACCAGACUUGGCAGUUUCGAGUUAUCAGAGGGUCUUGUGGCUUGAGUUUCUCAAAAUGCCUGGUCCGCGAACUAACUACCAGCGUGCGGCUGGUGUGGCCGCGGCUACAGCACUCGGUUUACCCACUGCAGGGUUGGCUUACCUUCGCUUGAAGUACGGGCCAACCCUGGCUGACGAUGUCGCCAAGUUGUACCAGAGCUACAAAGUGCUGAAACGCCUGCAGCAUGCACAGGACAACAGCUUCUACAUGGUGGACUUCUUUGAGCUACAUGCGAAGGAGACACCAAACAGGCCGUUUCUGCUUUACGGUGAUGACACGUACACGUACGGGGAUAUGGACGGGGAAGCAAACAAGCUAGCUCGAUUUGUGAUGAGGCAUGGAGCCCUCAGUUGUAAGGACUCAGCAGCAAUCCUAAUGCAUAAUGAGCCUGGCUUUAUCGUCAGCUGGUUGGCCUUUGGCAAAUUGGGUGUUCGGACGGCUUUCCUGAACUACAACCUCAAAGGACGGGCCUUACUUCAAUGCAUCAAGGCAUGCAAGGUGAAAGCUAUCAUGUGUGGGAAAGACACUCAACUCUUGGAAAAACUGGAGACCAUCAUGCUGGAAAUUCAGAACCUUGGAAUCCAGGUGUGGGUCUUGGGCAAGGUCACCGAGCGCCCCCUGCCGUCUGGAACGACACAGGUCAACACGUGGAACGAGCGAAGCGAUCCAAUCCCCAAGAGUGCUCGAGACGGAAUCGGGGCCAAUGACCCGUCUGUGUAUAUUUUCACCUCUGGAACAACAGGUUUCCCGAAGGCAGCCAGGGUGUCCCACUAUCGGUCUUGUGGUGGUAGUUUUGUCUUGUCAGCGGAGACCCAGAUGGAGAGUUCGGAUAUUUUUUAUAUUACACUGCCGCUCUACCACAGCAUGGGGUUCGGCAUGGGCCUCAUGACCAGCAUAAUAACAGGAUGCACUGUUGCGCUUGGCACGUUCUCUCCCAAGAUAUUUUGGGACGAGGUUCGCAAGUACCAAGCCAAUGUCAUUUUAUACAUCGGGGAGAUCUGUCGCUAUCUUCUAGCACAACCACCGCGUCCUGAUGAUGGUGAACUAAAGAUUAAAAGAGCCAUUGGCCUUGGAUUACGACCAGACAUUUGGGAGGACUUUCAGAAACGUUUCAACAUCGGUCAGAUUUAUGAGCUAUAUGGAGCAACAGAAAGUCCCUUCAUGAUUGUCAACACAGAGGAUAAAGUCGGCAGUGUGGGCCGAUUAGGCAAUUUCGUAAAGGCGGUAGUUGACGUCGCUGAGAUCGUGAAGUGCGACAUCGAGACGGCUGAGCCUAUCCGUGAUGCCAACGGGAAGUGUAUCCCGGCUGAACCAGGUGAGACGGGUCUCCUCGUGACCAAGGUGAAUGACAUGUACCAUUUUGACGGCUACAUGGCCGACAAGAAAACGAACGAGAAGAAACUGGUCCGGAAUGUCAAGAAAGUGGGAGACGUGUUCUUCAACAGCGGCGAUCUGAUGAUGGCUGACAAGGAGGGUUAUUUGUAUUUCAAGGACAGACUCGGCGACACCUUUAGAUGGAAAGGCGAGAAUGUUGCAACUACCGAGGUUUCCGAAAUCCUAGGGGUAUUUCCCGCCGUUAUUGAAAGCAAUGUGUAUGGCGUCGUUGUCCCAGGGCAGGAGGGUAGGGCAGGUAUGGCAGCUUUGAAGCUCAACAAAGACGUCGAAUUCGACCCCAAGAGCUUGUAUGACUACGUCACCAAGGCUCUGCCCCUCUACGCAUGCCCCAAAUUCCUCCGUAUCACCGAGGAGAUCUUGACGACAUCGACCUUUAAGCACAAAAAGAUCGACUUGGCCAAAGAGGGGUUUGACGUGAACAUCAUCUCCGACCCUCUGUACUUUCUGGACGUAGAGAAGAAGACCUAUGUGCCUUUGGAUAAGGACGUCAUGCGACGGAUUGUGAUCGGCCAGGCCAGACUUUAGGGAGCUGGGCUUUGGCUACAGUACAACCGAGGGAUGACCUAGCAUCCAUCAUUGCAAUCUCCAUUUAAACUUUCACGCUGACAAAUAUUGGUCAUGCCAACUGUAGUGUUACUGGCGGCAUGAAUGUCAUGGAGAGUGCGCUGUUUCACUGAGCACCGGAGUACUGCCAAUGUAAGACUUUGGAACCUAAAUGGCGUUCUUUAUGUGCGCUGUACAGCAUGCAGCUAUUGUGUGCUCAUUUCCAUGUGCACUAAUGAAUAAUCCACCAUAUUGGUUCCAACAAUUGAGACACCCAUGUCACAACUCUCUCUCUAUAAACAGCUCUAAAUGAAGUCGGCCUACCAGGUGGAAUUCACUGGUCCGCGCGCACCUGUUAAUCCUUCACUGAUCUUGAUUGGUGUCGAGACCACGCUGCAAUUACUUAAUGUAAAAUAUCAUCUUUUAUUGCACAAAAAACAAUAAGUACCGUGGUGAAACUUAAUUACAGAAAUAAUGCAGUGAAUAUUAUUAUUAAAUGACAAGUCUCUGUGUUUAAUUUAAAACCCUGCGAGCAGCCACGCCCACAGUCGCUUUAUGUAGUCAGAUAUGAUCAAGAUGUUUCGCACGAACCUAUAACCGACAGCACCGUAUUCAAGCGAGCGUGAUAUAUCACAUAAUUUCUCCAUUAUCUAAUCAUCCACAGGACGAAUCCAUUCUAUUUGAAUGCACGGGAGGGCCAGCAAAUUUGACUCAGAAUUUGCUGAUUGUAAUAUAAUCUUCGAGUCAUUGAAUUCUGCACUAUUUUACAUGAAGUUUUAAUAACGCAUACAGAUGUAUAACGUAUACACCACCCAAUUCAAAUGUUACUCAAACAUUAAAAUUCAACUUAUUUACAUAAAGCUAAUUUAGUAAUGGUUGAAUGACAACAACUGAAUUGCCCUGACUUAACCUUCGUCAGUUUUCGUCAGAUUAAUAAUAAGUUUUAGUCUGUACAAAACACGUCAAGAGCACAAACUAAAGUAGACAUAUUUAAUUCCAUUGUCAAGUUCCUUUAUGGGCACUAUUAAAACAAUAUAACUCGUAAGUUUUUGUAAGUACUUGAUUCUUGAAGAGAAGUCUACUCUCAAACAGGUCGACCAGUAUACCAGUCUAAUACCAUUGGCCCUCCGUUGGUCCUAGGUUGGUUUUUAAGUAUUAUACGUUUAAACGUUUGACAAGAUGUGAAUGCCUGUGCAUUGCAGUUUGAGGCUUUCAAUCCACAAUUUGGGUAUAUCAUUGCAUUGCAGGAUUUAAAGCAAUAAAAGAGUGCGUCGCUUGUGAUCCUGAUGUUU